Molecule: messenger RNA, 5623 nt
Organism: Oncorhynchus keta (chum salmon)
Lineage: Eukaryota; Metazoa; Chordata; Actinopteri; Salmoniformes; Salmonidae
Product: RNA binding protein fox-1 homolog 2-like
Exons: 13
Coding region: 741-2162 (473 amino acids)
Biological process (GO): nervous system development; regulation of alternative mRNA splicing, via spliceosome
Cellular component (GO): cytoplasm; nucleus
Molecular function (GO): mRNA binding
Source: RefSeq, a predicted model, not a curated record
GAAGGGGGGUGCAGGAGGGAAUACGACAGAGGAAAAGGAGGGGAAUAUAGAGAGGGCAGAUCUAGGACCCGUCUAAAUUGUUUACCCCUAUCGUAAUCUUAGCACAUGGAGAAAAAACUGACACCAGAUCAGUGCACUCUCUGCGGCCCGUUCCACACCACACCAAUCGGGACGUACACUAUAGAGAGGAAAUCGUGUUCCUCGCCAGUCCGUACACGCCACUAGAAUUCACUGAACAUACUGCGAGAAAAAGAAGGGUGAGAAAAAAGGCUUAGGAGAAAGAGAAGGUGAAAGCAAAGAAGGGCUUAAAAAUAUAUUUGGCUGGGAGCGGAGGACGCAUUGGCUUCGCAAGGAGAAGAUUAGUGAUUCAAAUAAUUUCCUAACAUUUUCGAUAUUCGGCGAAGAUAGAAGUAUCGUUAGCUAGCUAGCGGAAUGUGUAGCUAGCUAAUUAGCAAGGAAUUGGUGUUUUGUAUUUACUUGGUUUACGUGUUCUAUUGUGACUAUUUUUCUAACGCUAGUAAUCGUGUGAAAUGUGCACGAGCCACACAUGGUCAUGGUGUUAUGUAUUGAUUAGACAAUAACAAUCUUGCUAGCGGUACAAUACAUUUGGCCAAGAAGACCAGCUACAAUCAGCUAUUUGCACAUUCAAGGAAUAGCAUUACUUAUCCCAGAAUAGGGAAGAAGUAAAAGGUUUUUUAAAAAAAUAGCUAGACUUGUAAGUGUAGACUAUCUGCCGUCCAAUGUUAAUGUCGACUGACGUCGCAUCCAUAAUGUUACCCGUUUCUCGGGGAAUGAUGGACCGGGAAAAGGACAUUGAUACAGCAACUGGACCCCACGCGAACACGACCGGGGGUCCAGCAGCAAUCGUCCGGGGAAUGAAACGAGGGGAUCCUGAGCAAACAGUUGCAGCUUUGACCGAAUUAGCAGGAGCAGAGUGCAAACGGCCAAGGAUAGACGGGACGGUGGGUGUUGGUGACAUUGGACAGAACAACGACCCUUUAACCCCAGGUUUCCUUGGAUACCCACCUCACAGCCAGGGUUCUCAAGAUUCAACGGGGGGCCAGGAGGGGCUGGUGCCCCCGCCCUUCUCAGUGUUCCCUCCACCACCCCCUCCGCAGAAUGGCCUGGGGACAGAGUUUGUCGGUGCUUUGUUUGGUGCUGGUGGACAGGGGCCUUCGGAUUCAGGGGCUGGAACAAAUGGCUCAGCCACCACUUCCAACAUCUUACCCACCCCGCAGACAGAAGUGUCCCCGGGUCAGGUAGAUGGAGUGGGGCAGUGCGUGGCAGUAGAAUUAGCAGGAGUAUCCGGGGCUGACUCCGCAGAGGCCAAAGGAACCCCAAAACGACUUCACGUCUCCAACAUCCCCUUCCGCUUCCGAGACCCUGACCUCAGGCAGAUGUUUGGGCAAUUUGGGAAGAUUAUUGAUGUUGAGAUAAUUUUCAAUGAGAGGGGCUCAAAGGGCUUUGGCUUUGUCACGUUUGAGACCAGCGCCGACGCAGAGAAAGCCCGGGAAAGGCUUCACGGCACGCUAGUGGAAGGUCGCAAGAUAGAGGUUAACAAUGCCACGGCCAGGGUGAUGACCAAUAAGAAGAUGGUCAGCCCCUACCCCAACGGAGAGGCCCUUAGCACCCUGCCAUAUGCAGGGUGGAAGCUAAGCCCAAUGGUGCAGGCCAUGUACGGACCAGAGCUCUAUGCAGUUCCUGGGUUCCCCUACCCGUCUGCGGCAGCGGCAGCCUCCACGGCAGCUGCGUUCCGUGGUGCCCACCUUAGGGGCCGGGGAAGGCCAGUGUACGGCGCUGUGCGUGCGGCGGUGCCGCAGCCUGCCCUCCCUGCCUACCCUGGAAUAGUGUUUCAGGACUCUGUCAUUAGUAGCAGAUGGCCUCAGGGAGGCUAUCCUGCCGCUGCCUAUCGCUUUGCUCAGCCUACUGCUGUAACCGGGGCAACUGCUGCCGCGGCAGCUGCUGCUUACAGUGACAGUUAUGGGCGAGUGUACACUACAGAUCCCUACCACGCUCUAGGUCCUGCUGCAGCUGCCUAUGGAGUCGGUGCCAUGGUAAGAGCCCCCCAGCCGCAACACUACAACAACAGGCUGGAAACUGAGUUAUCUUCACUUUAUGCCAGUUUAUAUCGGGCUGGAUACAGUAGGUUUGCGCCGUACUAAACAGCACUCGCACCACGGAAUUCCACAUUUCUGAACCUCUUCAUUUGGAAAGAGCUCCCCUCCAUUUUCUACGGGUGGUAGUAUUAACCCAUGUGUUUUGGAAAAAGGUCAUCCACUCAAGAUAAACUCAACUGUAACUCGGCUUGCUUCAACGGUCACACUCAGUGACAUAGUAAUGGAUGAAUGAAAACUGCCUAUGAAUUUCAAGACUGGCAUCAAUAAUUGAAGACAACUGUGGGAAGAACAAGAAUGGUUCCAUAAAAAACACUAUUGGACAUGAAUGGAGAAAUUGCUGCCCACCAGUAACUUUUUACACUAAAUCACUACAAACCUUUGCUCUUGAUAGUCUGUGGUAAUAAUACUCAAAUCUAAAAUGCACACAUAUGUACACAGCUCAAUGUGUUAAUACGACCUAAAAGUAGGCCAUCACUAGCGUGAAAUCUUAGGUCCUUUAUAUGAAACACUACAUUGACAACCUGCCCAGUGGAGGAAUCCCAUCAGUUAAACAAUGAACACAUCCAAGUUGUUUUUCUAAAGAACCUGUUCAACUAAAAGGUGAAUGGCACGAAGAAACGCAAAAGUAGCAAAAAGUCCAUAAUCUGAACUACAUAAACUGAGCGACGACGCAGUUAAAUCUAGGUAACAGCUGUUGCUCGGAAAAUGAUUAGAGAAAUCCAAACAGUCUACCAUUACAUUACACCACCAACCCAACUGUAAAGGACAACAAAACGAUAAAUGGUGUGAAAAUGACAAGGAAAAAUAAACAAAAUUACUUGUUUUUGUUCUGCAUUACCUCAGUUUUUCUUUUCUAUAAUUAUCUAUGAAAAAGCAUUGCUUAAAGUUAUUAUAUAAUGUGGAUGCAAUGAAAUUACAUCCACUAUCAUCAUAAUUUUCCCAUUUUCCAGUUGAUUAAUACUGUUAUUGCUGGUCUAAGUAUUAUGAUUAUGAUUCUUACUGUAGUUGAAACUAUAAUGACACACGUCUUUUGAUCUGUAUCAUGUAUCCUUACUAUUAUAUACCUACAUUGUCUUCAUUUUUCCUUUUGAGAAUAUUGUACAACUCAUGCCUGCUCAACACAACUCUGUGUACAUGUUCUCCUUACUAGACUAUAUGACAUUCCAGGUGUAGCAUCAGAAUGGUGACUGAACGGGGUAAAAACAUUGAAAGUGUCUGGGCAUAGCUAACAUGCUGUAGAAACCGGUCAUGCAAGCUGGACCCAGCCAUUCACAGAUAAGAAUGGAAUUCUUAGGGGUUUGAGGGAACAAACCAGAUGGUAGAAAACAUGAGAGUUACAAACACUGCAAGUUGAUGUUACUUUUGGUUUCACCAUUUUUAAUAUAUAUUUUUUGUCAAGUUGACACAAAUACAGACACCUGGGAAGUGAAACAACGUAAUGUUCACCCAAUGCAUUCUUCCUCCUAUGUCUUCGGGAAUGUUCUAGUCCAGUAUGUAUUAAAGUCACUGCCUCAAUGCUACUUUAAGGUACAGGAAGUGGCCAACAAAAAUAUAUAAAUAGUCUUUGACCUAUUAUGUAUCUCCAUAUACUCUGAAUAUGUUAUUGCUAUUGUUUGUCUUUUGGUUCCAAAGAUUCUCUAAAAGCACAUUUGUUGGUCAAGUGUACACAUUUAUUAUACUUUUUCUGAUUAUUCUUGCUGUUAUUUUAGCUCUUUUUCUAUUUUAUGGUGGGUUCAAAGUGCUCCCUUCAGUUUGCUGAUGGUGGUGUUUUAAAAGCACCGUGUCCUAGAACAUGUUAUCUGAGAAGUGGAGAGGGAAGAUGGGGGCAAACAUGAAUUUAUUUACAUCAUUUUAUAGCAACAGAUUAACAGACUUAAAAUCCCCAAAAUACAUUUGGGAACUGUUGGUCUUUUAAAACGGGGCUGUUGAAUGUGCCAUGGGGUUUGGAUGAAGUUGUCCCAGGCAGAUAAAUCAGUGGAAAAUGUUGGGUUAAAUAUAACAUUUAGGAGUCCACAGUAGACUUGAGAGGGGAAUUUGGCAUUUUGAUACAGAAUAAAUGUCAGACUAGAGUGAGUGUGAUGGUGAAACAAAGUGUUCUAUUCCACACCAUUAUAAAGAGCCCCACAUGCCUCCUUUUUCCAGUUGGGAGUCAGUGUGUAGUUCAGGAACAGUUGUAGGGUGGAGGACCCAGGUAGAGAGCUGAGCCAUAAACCACCUGUUGACAUGAUGAUUACCAUGUUACUAGCUGUGUUAUCAGGCCGGCAGGGAUGCAUACAGCCACAUUUAGUUAUUCUGUUGACAUGAUGAUUACCAUGUUACUAGCUGUGUUAUCAGGCCGGCAGGGAUGCAUACAGCCACAUUAGUUAUUCUGUUGAGUAUUUAUGCCAUGAUAUCGUGACAAUAAGAAUUUUGAACUUCUCUUAAGUAUUAAAAGUAUCAGUAUGCAUGUUUUUGUGAGAAGGACAGGGUCAAAAGUCAUUUCAUUUGUUGCAUGAAUCAAAAACAAUUUCUAUGGAAAGGAGGUUAUGUGAAAUAUGAAGGCAGGAUUGAGAGGCGUUUCAACAUAGUCCAUUUGAGUUUGUUUCUAGUUUGGGGGGAAUAAUAUGUAAAAUACUGCUUGUUUUGUUAAGUUUAUGCCUGGGUUAUCUAUGUUCUUCUGUGGUCAUGGUAUCAUUUGAAUUACCAGUUAUAUCCCUUAGUUCCAUUUUAAUUUGGCAUGUUGAACCCCUGCAGUUCUUCUUUUGAAGUAUGUUAAGUAAACCAAUGAUGUUGUCCCACCAUGCACACAGCAGUCCAGCACAGACUGAACUGUUGUCCCACCAUGCACACAGCAGUCCAGCACAGACUGAACUGUUGUCCCACCAUGCACACAGCAGUCCAGCACAGACUGAACUGUUGUCCCACCAUGCACACAGCAGUCCAGCACAGACUGAACUGUUGUCCCACCAUGCACACAGCAGUCCAGCACAGACUGAACUGUUGUCCCACCAUGCACACAGCAGUCCAGCACAGACUGAACUGUUGUCCCACCAUGCACACAGCAGUCCAGCACAGACUGAACUGUUGUCCCACCAUGCACACAGCAGUCCAGCACAGACUGAACUGUUGUUUCCAAUGCCUUGCAUUGUAGCAUAAGACUGCUCUAUGGCACAGCAACUGACCAUCCCUCCAUAACCUUCCACUUGUUACCCAGCAGUGGAGAGACUCCCAUGUGCCCUCUCACGGCUGCUGUGAUCACCUUCGACCCAGCGGUGUGUCUCUUACCCCUGCACUGUGCUGAAGUCAACCUAGUGGGAGUUGUUGGACCGGGAUUUCAUAUGAGUUGGAAUUGCAUGUGACUUUUUUUGUUUUCACAUGUGCAUUGCUAAGCUCAUUGAUCCAAGUGAUAUUGUUUUUAUUUUCUUCAAGUGACUUGUGUAUUUCUUUUCAUUUUUUUCCAUCUUCAUGUUUGCCUUCUAUUUCCUGUCAUUGUUAUUGAAUGUACAUAAUAAACGGUUUGGUUUUUA